AUGGCCCGGUUACACUCGCCGGCUAUUUGUAGCAAUAUAAUGUAAGUCAGAUAAAUUGGUGCCUGGGAGUAUGACAUUUCAAAAAGCAGGAAAGUACACUACACUCCCUGCCACCCCCCUGGUAAUAACAUUUUUUUUUAAAAAUUUUUUUGCAAUUCCGCCAGCCAUUUUCCUUUAGCACAAAGCAAUUCCUCUACGUCUGGGCAGCUCAAUUAGAACGCUGCAAUUGGCAUCAAAAACUCUCCGAUGUAAGUGGCCCCAAGCAGUGGGCAAAGUGUAAUAAACGACAGCGUGGACCCUAGUCUCCAAGUUCCAACCAACUGUCUGUGAUUCAAUUAACCACUACACACACACACACACACACACUGAUCCUCUUUGGUGGAGCGAACACCUGACUCCUGUAUUCACCGCUAUCUCCUCCGCCCUAGACAUCCCCGACUCCUGGAGAGAAGCUAUAAUAGUUCCGAUCUUCAAAGGCGGCCAGCCAAACAUCCCUAGGAACUAUCGCCCCAUCAGCUUAUUAUCCAUCCCGGGAAAAUAUUUGCCGCUGUUUUACUGGAGGAACUUCUCUCAUGGGUCCAGGAGAGGAACAUUCUACCGCUAGAACACAUUGGUGAACGAGUAAAGCGUCAACCAUGGACCAUUGUCUAACUCUCUUUCACCUUGCCAGUAAAUACACUGCUCCAAGGCAAGGCCACCUAUUUGCCGCUUUCAUGGACCUGGAGGCCGCCUUUGAUUCCAUUCCUAGGCAGAGAUUAUGGUCCAAACUUGCCCAUCUGGGAAUUGAUCCACACCUUCUCUCCCUAAUUAUCUCCCUUUAUUCAAACACCACAGCUCGCGUCCGAACUAGUCCAAACGGCUCCCCCACUACUCCAUUUCCAACGGCCAAGGGCGUCCGACAAGGUUGCCUCUUGGCCCCUUUACUGUUUAAUCUCUAUCUUCAUGAUGCAAUUUCCACUUUGAAGCUAGCAUCUAAGUAUCCUCCUCACUUAGCAGGCCACCCCGUUGCUUCCCUUUUCUAUGCUGAUGAUGCCGUCAUCUUAUCCAGAACAGCUGCGGAUCUAGCAAAUGCAGUUAAUGCAUUUAUCGCCUAUUGUAAGGCGGAAGCUCUUAAUAUUAAUUAUAAAAAUCGAAAGUCCUCCACUUCACUCGUUCCCGCAAACUCAAGUUGGAGCCGCUUAAGAUCACAGGUGGCUACUUAGAAAAGGUAAAAGCCUUUAAAUAUCUAGGAUUAAUAUUCACCUAUAAUCUCUCCUGGACCACCCAUCUACAAUCUGCCUUUCUCGCUGCAACCACGACCUCUAACGCCAUUGUCCGAUUUUACCACCAGAAGGGCGGCAAACACCUUCCAGCAGCAAUCCAAAUAUUUAAUGCCAAAGUCGUCCCUAAAUUAUUAUAUGGAUGUGAAGUAUGGACUACAGCAAUAUCAGGUAACCUGGAUCGUCCACUUCAUAUGUUUCUGAGAUCUCUUUCCGGCGUCCCGAGAUGUGUCUCAGGUGCAGCCCUACGACUCGAGUUCGCCCAGCCUUCAAUUGCUAGACGAGCAUGGAGCCGAGCCAUUUCCUACACCCUCCACCUAUUAGCAUCGGAUGCUCGAAUUAGAGGUGGCUUUUCCAAUCUGAUCCUAAGAGAUAUUCAUAAUUCCCCUUGGAAAACUACAAUUAACCUCAAAUUCCGCUCUCUUCUCAAUUUGAAUUGUAAAACUGUUCUUAACUUAGAGUGUAUCAGCCCGGUGGCCCUACCCCUAAUUAAAAGAAACUACAGCAACUUGACUUCUCCAGCACAGCUUCUUGUGCAAGAGGACCGUGUUCAGGCCUAG
This is a messenger RNA of Podarcis lilfordi (Lilford's wall lizard), 1819 nucleotides long. NCBI's taxonomy places the organism in Eukaryota, Metazoa, Chordata, Lepidosauria, Squamata, Lacertidae. The record is from the annotation of a GenBank genome assembly.